AUUAAACCUAACCGAUCUAUUCUAUUCAUUUGUCUCUGUAUAUCAAUAGCUGUUUUUAUCUUUAUAGAGAUAUAUAUUGUAAAUACUGUUAAAGAUACGAGACGUAAGAUGAUAUUAUUUCAAAAAGUUCAACAGGACGCAAACUAUGAAGAGGAGCGUUUGGUUGAUUCAUCAGGUCCCCACCAGUUUCACUCUGGUAAAGACGUAGCUAUUAAGAAUAGCACAAAUGGCUUGAAUAUUGAAUCCACAACGUCAAAUCAGAUUUCAGCUCACAGUGUAACAAAAACACAUAUAAAGAACUUUACAGAGACGUCUACAUCUUAUCCAUCUAACGUCUCGGACAAAAAUGUAAAAGAAAUUUUAAAACAACACAACGAAAGUAAUCUAAAGCAUCGAAUAAUUCCAAAAACUCCCGUUUUAGUUUUAUGGCGUCCGAAAGGACGUUUGGGUAAUGCCAUGUUCGAGUACGCUUCUGGUUUCGGCAUAGCCAAAGCGAAUAAUAUGACUUUUGCAGUUGAUGGCAAAUUUGAUCUGAGUAAAAAUUGUAAAGUUACAGGAUAUAGUGUAGGUGAUCUUGAUUUCCCCCUCAAGGUUGCAUUAAAAAACAAAAAGAGCGACGACAAGGAUAAACAAUUCAAAGCAUCACUAAUGGCUUUACCACAUAAGCACACGGUAUUGAGAGGGUACUUGCAAUCAUUCAAAUACUUUAUAAACGUUGAAAAGGAAAUAAGGAAUGAAUUCAAGCUUCGUGCUCACAUUCAAGCUAAGGUUGAUGCCUAUAUGAGGAAUGCUUUAAAUAAUGAAACCGGGUUGACACUCGUCAGUGUCCUAGUCCGCAGAGGUGAAAUACUCAAUGAAUAUUAUAAAAAGAUAGGCUAUGAAUCGCCUUCAGUUCACUUCUUUGAGAAAGCCAUGGACUAUUUUCGAAAACGGUAUAAAAAGGUCAAGUUUUUUGUAUGCAGCGAUGAUCUGAUGUGGGCACGAAUGAAUGUCCUUCCGCAAGAUGGAGUAAUGUGCCCUAACCGUAACAACGCUUGGGUCGACAUGGGUAUCCUUUCCUCUUGCCAUCACUCCAUAUUUGGUUCGACUACCUUUGGAUGGUGGGGGGCAUACUUAACUGGAGGGGAAGUGAUCUAUUAUGGCAACCAUCCUAGACCAAAAAGUCAGAUUUGGUAUACAUAUAAAAAAGAAGACCAUUACCCACCUCAGUGGAUCUCGAUGACCUAGCACAAUUACACUGUACGCAUAUAUUGCUUAUGCAAUAGUCGCCAUUUGUACCUUUAGAAGUAGAUGGACAUCUU
Messenger RNA from Owenia fusiformis, 1301 nucleotides. The record is from the annotation of a GenBank genome assembly. Lineage: Eukaryota; Metazoa; Annelida; Polychaeta; Sabellida; Oweniidae.